This is a messenger RNA of Aspergillus niger, 948 nucleotides long. RefSeq lists its product as uncharacterized. Gene Ontology annotation, molecular function: acetyltransferase activity. The record is from RefSeq and is a predicted model, not a curated record. The coding region runs from base 1 to 948 and encodes 315 amino acids. Lineage: Eukaryota; Fungi; Ascomycota; Eurotiomycetes; Eurotiales; Aspergillaceae. The transcript has 2 exons.
AUGGGCAGCAAAAUUGAUUGGGCAGCGCGUCCCACAUAUUCCCUGGAACAACUGGGACGCUACUUCGACCGGAUAGGACUCCCCGACAAGUAUCGAGAAGCUCUUCUUCUCAUGCAGGAUGAAGCGGAACUCAACGCCCAGUCUGCGUUGGCUUUGCUGAAGGCGCUGCAACGAUACCAACUAGCAGCUGUGCCUUUCGAAAACCUGAAUCUCCACUAUGCUGUUCAUCGCAGUAUCUCAAUCGACCCUCACAAACUUUUUGAGAAGAUUGUUGAUUCCAACUCUCGUCGUGGGGGCUACUGCAUGGAGAACAGUGUCUUGUUUGGCACUGUCUUGAGAAGCCUGGGAUACGAGGUGACUGCCGUAGGGGGGCGAGUUAACGAAGCGGCGCAGCCCAUGAAUCAUAUGGUUAAUAUCGUGACCAUUGAUGAGCAAAAGUACCUGGUAGACGUUGGAUUUGGCUCCAAUGGGCCACAUCAGCCCCUCCCACUGGUCCAGAAUUAUGAGUUCCACAAUGUUGGCGAACAGUCGGGGAGGCUGGUCUACGGACCUAUCGUCCAACACACUAGCCGAGGCCAAUCUCUGUGGCAGUACGAAAUCCGCAACGGGGACAGUCAAUGGAUUCCCGCUUACUGCUUUACGGAGAUGGAGUUCCUCCCCGAGGAUUUCACGAUCAUUAACUACUACAUGAGUACUAGCCGGGAAAGCUGGUUUACUUUCCAUGUCGUCUGUGUGAGGAUGUUACUCGACGAGGAUGGUGACAAAAUAGUGGGAGACCUGACUUUGUUUAACGACACCCUCAAAGAGCGCCGGGAAGCGACAUCCAAGGUGCUAGAGAAAUUUACCUCCGACGAGCAGCGGGUAUUAGCGCUUGAAAGGGUGUUCAAUAUCCACAUUUCUGCCGCCGACCGAGAGACCAUUCGCCAUACAAUCUCGGAAAUCCUCUAA